AUAUGUAUAAAUUUUAUAUGCGCGUAAAAAAUAAUUCAAUGCGAGAGAUAAGAAAACAAAACAGCAAAAUAAUUCUCUGGAUAAACAGUGCAAAUUCAGAUGUGCGCAGUGAACGAGUUUAUACACAACAUAACUAAAGUGACUUAAGUCCACUAGGCAACCAAUAUGUCUUUGUGGAAUGCGAGUAUUAUAUCCUUGUUCUCCUGACGAACUUAAGGAUUUCGUUUCUCUUUUGCACCUGUCCGCUUCUUACUAAUAAACCAUGGAAGAAAACUGGAAGUAAGCUUGAAUAACUUGGUUUAAAAACGCCAGCCCGAGACUCCUAAGCGUGAGUUGCGGCAGAAAUUUCUGUGCCGGCGGAUUAAAAUGGUUUGUGGACUUCGUGAGUUCGCAUCACGGGAAGAAACAAUUUGUUUAUGAGUAAAAAAAAAUAUAGCGUCGAUGUUAAUUUUCAACCAAAGUGACAUGUGACCGAUGCGUUUCACAAGCAACGACUGCUAAGUUUCGUUUCGUAUUUGACAGCGGAUAUAUUUAUACACUUACACGCUUGAUUUGAAAACAGUAAGAAGAAAUGAAUGCAGAGUAGACCACGUCAAAGUAAACAACACAGUUAAGGGAUGCGGCAACAUGCGCUGUUAUAUUUUGAAGUUGCUUGUGAUAUUCACGACGAUGCUGGAUUGUGGACUCUCAGAUCGGGGAAGAGUGUAUAUGGUGACCAGUCCAGAAUCCGUGGUAAUGCCGAUAAACGACGAAACGAGUCUAAUUUGCGAGAUGAACCUGCAGCCAGAUCGGUUCGAAUGGAGGCAUUAUCCUUUCAACUCCGUGGACGUUUCUAAUCCACGUGCUCAUAUAUCUUUGAGCACUUCCCCGUAUAUCAAUCUACCGCAGGAAAUGUUUACUAACGAGAAGAAGACGUCCACUUUGAAAAUCAAAUCGAAUACGACGUUGGUAGCUGGUGGCUAUCAAUGUUUAGCACAUUAUGGUGCUUCGGUAGUGGCGUCCAUUCCAGGACGUAUUACUAUCACCUCCCUGGGGGACUUUCCCCCUCAAGAAAACACUUCGGUCACUGUAAUCGUUGGAAACACGAUUUCGUGGAAAUGUGAUCCGCCCGAAUUUAAUCCACCUGCGGUUAUAGAUUAUUACAAGGAUGGAUCGUAUCUAUCUCCGAAAAUAUUUACCGCACGUACUAAAUCUCUCAUACUACCGAACGUUGGAAUGGGCGAUUCUGGAAUUUAUAAAUGCUUAGCAUACAACAACAUUCAGCAGGCCAGGAUAAUGUCUAAUUUUCACCUGAGCCUGAAAGUAGUUAGCCAAGGACCCCGCCAGGCGCCAAGAUUUAUUACGAUACCGAAAAAAGUCUAUGUCGCUAAUGCAGGUGACACAAUUUUCAUUGAGUGUUCAGCGUAUGGCAACCCAGUGCCGAAGGUAUUCUGGUCGAAAAGCAGUGGUGGACUGCCAAAUCAUAAGAUACAAAUACUACAGGGUGGCCUCUUAAUAAAAAAUAUUUCUUCGUUUGAUGACGGACUUUACUUUUGUAAUCACACGAAUGCGUUGGGAACGCUAUCGCACCACAUUACCGUGGUUUACAGCGAGCUUCCUUCGAUAAUAGACGGUCCUCGCAACACGGACAGCAAAGAGGGCGAAAAUAUGGAUUUACAGUGCGUUGCAAAGGGCACGCCGGAGCCCGAAAUUACGUGGAUUUUGAACGGUGCUAGUGUUUCGAACGACAGUGCGGUUGAAGCGGUCGGAAAUCAAAUUUAUUUCCGUCCGGUCGGAAAAAGACACGCCGGUAUUUUACAGUGUUUCGCGGGAAAUUCGGUCGGUAUCACCUAUAGUAGUGCGAACAUUAAAGUUUUUCCGAAACAAAUUUCGAGCAGCGAUAUAAUCGAAGACGUUCUUCCGCCGCAUCCUGCUGCUUCUCCGCACCGGAAGCGGAAGCAUAAAAGCAAAAAGAAUAAAGGCCGAAAGGGCAUCUUGGAAAUGAUCCCUCCGUCUAAACCGACAGUUUCAAGACUGAAUGACGAAUCCGUGAUGGUUCGAUGGAACGUUCCUGCAAACGACGGUUUGAACAUUUCUUUUUUCAAAGUGCAGUACAAAGAACUAGGUCCGAUAGAUGUUAACGGUAGUCACACCCAUACGCAUGUGAAACGGUGGAAAACGUGCAAUGGUGAUAUCGCCGCUCAUUUACGAAGUUACGAAAUUAACAAUCUCAAACCUGAACAUGUUUAUAAAUUUAGAAUAGCGGCCGUUUAUAGUAAUGGCGACAAUAAAAUGGGACCGAAUUCAGCUCGGUUCGCACUGACCAGGGGCGAUUUCUUCGUACGUAAUCCUUUACCUAUUCCUUUGCUCACACACACCGAAGCUGUGAAUGUUUCUUCAAUAAGGAUAUAUUGGGAGUAUACACCGGACAACAACGUCACUAUAGAUGGUUUCUUCGUAAACUAUUUACCGUCAGAUAGUGCAGGCGAUUACAUGAAAGAAACUGUAGACGGAGGCGACAAAAGGACAUAUAUAAUAUCAUAUCUCAAAGGGGAUACAAUGUACGACAUUAAAAUGCAAAGCUUCAACGCAAAAUCUGCAAGCGAAUUUAGUCCUAUUAUGAAACAGAAAACAGCCAAAUUAGAAGUAACGACCCAAGGGAUUGUUAGGACAACGUCGAAGGAAUCCGUGGAAGUCACAGAACCCACACCCAUGUAUAUAUUCAUCGUUGCUGGAGUUGUCGGUCUGGCACUGUUAUUGAGUGUGAUUGUAUUGUUUAUCAUUUGUCGAAAAUGGAAACAAAAGAAAGAUGCCAACUCUGAUGCUGGAACUGUUGAUAAAGAGGACGGAGGUCACCACAUCCAAGCAGAUGCGAGCGACUACAUUGUAAGUGCAAAAAGUUUAUCUCGAAUGAAUGGUUGCGCUGUUCCCGGUAAUCGAAUUACAAUUACCUCUAAUCCUUUGGCCGAUGCCGACAACAAGAAUCAGAACAUGAUUGAAAUGUCUUCUCUACCCACUCAGAACAACAACUGUUCUCAGCCGUCAGUGAGUAAUCCGGACGGUGCGAAAAAUGAAAUAUUGAAUAGGGAGAAGACUAAGCGCAGCAAUAAACACAACGUAAACCAGCCAACUCCAGGAGAAAAUUAUGUAUAGCAUAAUAAGGACUUCUUCUUCUGUUAAUAUCGUCAAUAUUUUUUAUUUUCAUUCGUGAUUACUGAUGACUGAUAUUCUGGUGAUAUUAAUUUUAUGUGCUGUCGGGGACCAGGCAGCGAGUUAGGUUUAAAACAAAAAUCGGAAACAAAGUACUAUAGUGACUCGUAGCGAGAAAGGAGAAAUUAGAAAUUAGAAUAAAAAGUCGAUAUACGUAUUUAUUUUUCUAAUUUAAUUCGCUUUAAAAGUGCAAUCGUAAGUGUGAUUACUUGAACUACACGUGAGUGAAUCAAAAACGUUUCAUUUUUAUCGAGUGAAUACAAAAUAAAUAAAUAAAAUAAACGUAUCACUACUUUGGUUUUUAACCAGCAGUUCAUAAAUUUAUUCUAUCAUUAAACUGGGUCAUAGUUUAUUUAUUUACAAUUACUACGUGUGACUUAAUUUUAUUAAAAUUCACUAAAAGUGAGUACCAAACAGUUACCGAAAUCAAAAUAAAAAAUAUUCAAUAUUUUGAUAUUUCGCUGAAAAUUAUUUUCGUACUAAAAGAAGUAGGUGACUGAGGAAGACGCAUCGAGCGUCGAAACACAUUGGACUUUUAAUUUAAUUUGCGAUAUGAUGUGAUAUCAUAAAAUUUAAAACAAACCCCGUUUAAACUAACGAUGUUUCUGUCAGUGACGAUGUAGUGCUAUCUUUAUUUUAUUUAUUUAUGCGUCAAGAUUGCGACUCAUAAUAAAGAUGAAGUCAACAAAAUCAGUUUUACUACUUCAUAUAUGUAAAUUUCGCUUGUAUCAUUAAUGCAUCUAUAAUUAUUUAUUGAAAAAAAAAAAUCAUUAGAGUUUACGUCAUUAGCGUGGACCAGUGAAACCUCUUAUUUAGGGCACCGUUUGCGUUUAAUAAUAAAAAAUUAGUGUUCCAAUAGCCAGUGGAGGUAAAACAAGCAUGCAAAAAACAUAUGAAAGACUGAAGAGUUUAUUUAAAUUAUUAUUGUCCAGUUUUUAAAAUUUAAUUAUUUUUCCAUUUUUCCUAUACUGUGCUGGAUAAAACUGAUAACUACACUUUUGACGUUUAAUCUAAUGUAAUUUUGCGCUUAUAUCUUCUUUGUACAGGAUGUUUAAGUCACCGAAAGAAAAAAAUAAAACAUAAAGUUUCAUAUUUUUUAAACGUUUACUAGCUAUACAGAAAAAGUUUUCUUCGUAACCCAAACAAAACAGUUUUUCAAUAGUAUUAUUUUCAGAUCAAAUAUAAGGUAAGCCAAUGAAAAGGGACGAUUUUAAAAAGUCGGAAAAUAUUAAAAAAAUAAUCUUUUGUAAGAUUUGUAAAUUAAAACAGAAUCUAGACGAAUGGACACAUUGUGUAUGUGCAAAAGUUCAUUUUUUAAAAAUAAUGUCUGAGAGGUAGUCUUCGUUUUGUCGCACACAUUUCUGAAGCCUCGAUAGAAAACUGCCCAUAGCAUUGCUUAUCAUUUCUAGCUAUACCGCGAUCACUUCCCCUAUUUCCGUUUUCUUGACAGUCCUUGGAGGGUAGUACUUUUGUUUCGAGAUGCCCCCAAAGGAAAAAGUCGCAUGCAUACGAACGCGAGACGGUAACCGAUAAUGUAGACACUCGUCUCGCACGGACUAAACUUUCCCUAUUUUGGUAAUACGGAAGUGUCACAACGAAAACAGAAGCGGAAACAGAAGUAAAUAGUAAAUUUUUGCGGAAACGGAAGCCGAAGUGUAAUGAUUUUAGGUGACUCUUUAAUGGAGUGGUCGGGCGCCCUUUUCGCGAAUAUUUUGUUACAAAUUUUGCAUUUAGCACAUGCAUUGUUAAUAUCUUUUUGGCUCCCAAAUUGCACUUUUAACUUAAAAUUUACACCACUAAGCAUGCGCUAUACAAAGUAAAUAAACACUAUUUUUGAAAUGAAAUAAUUAGAACUGGCUGAAGGGGAAGCUGGACGUUUUUAAAUUAAAGUAAGAAACUAAUAAGGGAAUAAAAUUUGGAGAAUAUCAACAUACGAAAUACUAGGAAAUAAAUUUAGGUCAUAAGCAUAAACGAUUGAUAAUAAUACGUUCACAAUGUUACUAUUUGUUUUAUUGUUUCGGUAUAUUGAUUUUCAAAAAGAUGAGAAAUAACAAAAGCUUCCGUUAUAAAAACGCGGAACUAGAUGCGGAACUUCCGCAAUUACGGAAGCAGAAACAAAAAGUAUGUUGCAACACUAUCUAUAAUAGCUAACUUCCCACUAUUUAUCUAUAUUCACAGCGUUGACGGCCCAAGCCCAACUACUUUUUUGUGUAGUGGCGUUUCCAAAUUGUCCCGUUUCAUUGGUUCACCCUGUACGUAAAUGAAGAUGUUAAAUACCCUGUAUAAAUUAAUAUUUAAUAAUUAUUUCUUGUUAACGUGUAUAUAAUGUUAAACAAAUUUAAAAAAGACUAGUUUUAGCUAUUGUAUUUAUUACUGAAAUUAAUAAGUAAUGUAUAGAAAUCAUUUGUUGCGAUAGCGAAUAUUUGGAAAACUCCUGCAUUCCAUUCGUUAGUUUUGCUAUCAUACGUUGUUUAAAAAUGACUGAACUAUUUUCUUAAAUUGGAGCAGAAAUACUCAUAAAAUAUAAUUCAUCACAUUGUGAGAAUGCUUUUGAUCUUUUAUACACUUAUGUUUUCAUCAAUGCAGUUAUUGCAAAUAAUAUCUUUAUAAUUACAAAUGGGGUGUCCCGUAUAAAUACAAAUAAAGCCUUAGGUACAUAUAUACAACUGGAGACACAUCACAUGAUACUUUCAAAAUUAAAUUAAUUUCUAUAAAAUUACUGAAUGUGAUUAUUUUUUACUAAACUUCUUUUCCAGUAAUUUACGUGAUUGAAUUUUUGUACAUUUUUUAAACUUUUAACAACUGAUUUUAAUAUAUUUUAACGCUAUUUGACUUAGUUGCUUCUAAUAUUUAACUUAUGUUAGUUAAUUUCUCAACUAAUAUUUUAAUAAUCUCACUUUGUAAAAUUUCUGAUAACAAUAUAAUAAACACUUGUAUAAAAUUGAUAAGUAUACUACAGUAUUAAACUUGUAAAAAUAUUUAUUAUUAUAAUACCAACACAAUGACAGCUAAUUAUUACCGAAUAAUUUGAGACGACGAAAUAAUGGUUGUGUUAAGUUUUAAUAUUGUAAUUAUUGUCUAUACACUAUUUGCUUUUAUUUUUACUAUUGUUUUUUUAUUAUAUAUAUAGAGAAUGUGUAACUGCAUUGGUCACCACAUUUUGUUUCAUUUUGUUUACAGUAAGUUAUUCGUAAUAAGGAGGGAUUACUGCCUUUAAACUUGCCAUGGCUUAUAUCAUAACUAUUAUUAAAGAAAGUACUAUUUAUACGAAACAAUUCUCGAAUGUAAAUUAUUAAAACAUUUUCUAAUAAAAA
Agrilus planipennis (emerald ash borer) is the source of this 6503-nucleotide messenger RNA. RefSeq names its product interference hedgehog. The record is from RefSeq and is a predicted model, not a curated record. The coding region runs from base 628 to 3132 and encodes 834 amino acids. Gene Ontology annotation, biological process: cell-cell adhesion; axon guidance; nervous system development. The transcript is spliced from 10 exons. Gene Ontology annotation, molecular function: protein binding. Gene Ontology annotation, cellular component: plasma membrane; axon. NCBI's taxonomy places the organism in Eukaryota, Metazoa, Arthropoda, Insecta, Coleoptera, Buprestidae.